AUGAAAUUCAGGAUCAUAGAAUUAAAUGUUGUACAACCAUCAUUGUCUAUUCAAAGUAGGAGACCAGUAUUACCAAUCCAGGCGGAUAAAUUAUUGCCACCACUACAAGCAUCAUCGUCAAAAUUAUUCACUCCAAAUACUAAAAAUAUAAAACAAUAUCAAAUAUCCAACGAGAAUAUCAAAAAAUUGUUUAAAUCACAAGUUACGUUUGGACCACUUUCAUCACCAGACAUCUUACAUUCAUAUAAAUUGCCGAGUGAUGAAGUCAAUGAAAUUUUCAAGAAUCCAAAUGCCAACCUGCUCGCCCCAACAUUGGCAAAAUCACUAACAAAUAGAUCAACUGACUUGGCAACUACUCAAGUAAAAAGAAGUAUUGAUAAUGUAUACGAGGUAAAUAAGAGAGUUAAAUUCAACGAUACAACCACCAAUAGUCAACCUGAAAUUUUUGUCGAAUUCAAUAAUAAAACGAGUUCAACAAAUGGAAAAAACACAAAUGAUGUUAUUGACCUUAACUUAGAUGCUGAUAUAACAGAUGAAGCUCAUCAACUGCCUUCUAAUUCCACCAAUAUUUCGGAGCAUAAUAUAAUUAAAUCAAAUUUAGUUGAGGAUUCAACCAGUGCAAAUAUUCAAGAUUCAAAAAACGACACCUCCAACAAUAAUCCCGCAUAUUUAAAUAGAGUUGAAAAUUUAGACAACAACAAAGGCGAAGUUAGUGAGAUUGAAAAUUUGGACAACAAGAAAGGCGAAGUUAGUGAGAUGAACAACUACACAUUUAUCUGUCGCUUUCGCUGGCGGGAUAUUAAUCCAAAAUGUAUCAACGUUCGUGAGCAUAGUAAAGAAGGAGACGAUGUUGAAAUAGCAAAGCUGGUCUUAGCCACUCCAGACAUUACCACAAACUUACAAGAUUCUAAUUCAGAUAAGGAUGCUUCAAUCCAUGAAGGUGACUUUUCCAAUUUAGGAGAUCAAAAUAUUGUUGAGCAAGAACCUGAUACAAAUAAAGAGAAUUGUGUUAAUGAAGAUUCGACUGUUGAUAAUGCAGGUACCCACGAAGAUGUACAAGAUUCUGGAUCAAAUAAUAAUCAUGAUUUACUCAAUCCAAGAAUGACACCAACCUCAAGUAAUUUUCAUAGAGAAAACUUGAUACCAUCUCCUUGUACAUUAACUGGUGGUAGACUUGCUUUAGUUACAGAAAUUACCACAAACCAUGAAUUUAAAGAAGACCAUUUUCAUGAAGGUAAGAAAUUAGAUCAAAAAUCAACGUAUCUUACACCAGAGUUGAGCUCAUCAGAUUCUGAAGUUGAAGAAUUAAAACCAUUAAACCAACGCAAAGAAGAAAAGAUUUUGUCAGCCAAAUAUAUUAAUAAUUUCAAAGUUGAUAAGAAAGUUAGACAUAGGUAUAAAAAUUUCAUUAGAAGAAGAGGUGUUGCAGCAUUUUUAGAGAAAAACUUAAAUGAUUCAGUUACAAAAUAUGAUAUUUGCAAAUUAAUAUUAGAUUUGGGAUAUCCUAAAAAUGCUAUAAAAAACCAUACUAUUCAAACCGUUAAUGAACUUGCUCAGGUAUUAAUCAAAUUAAUUAUGUGGGAUGAACAAGGUGAUUUAAAUACAGUCAACAGAUUUUUCCAACAACAAUAUUCAUUAAGUAAUUUUAUUCAUGAUUUAAGAUCAAAAUCAAAUAUUUUAGUUAUAACAGGAGCUGGUAUCCUGACAUCAUUAGGUAUUCCUGAUUUUAGAUCAAAUGAAGGAUUAUAUUGCAAAUUAAAAAAUCUUAAUUUAUCAGAUCCUCAAAUGGUAUUUGACUUAAUGACUUUUAAAAUUGAUCCAUCUAUAUUUUAUUCAAUAGCUCAUUUAAUAUUACCACCAGAUGAAAAAUUAAGUUUAUUGCAUUGUUUUAUAAAAUUAUUACAAGAUAAAGAAAAACUCAAUAGGUUAUAUACUCAAAAUGUUGAUAAUUUAGAACAAUCAGCCGGUAUCAAUAAUAGAAAAUUAGUUCAAUGUCAUGGAUCAUUUGCAAAAGCAUCUUGCAUCUCAUGUAAAAACACAAUCGAUGGUAAAAGAAUAUAUGGAAAUAUUCGAGAAGGUCAAAUACCUCGUUGCUUUGCGUGUUGGAAUAAGAUUGAAGAAGCACCAUUCAAUCAUGGUAUAUAUAAACCUAAUAUUACAUUUUUUGGAGAAAAUUUGCCUGAAAAAUUCAACGAUUGUUUAAAAAUCGACGUUCAAAAAUGUGAUUUAGUGUUAGUUAUAGGUACAUCAUUAAAAGUUGAACCGGUUUCAAGUAUUAUUGAUAAAAUUCCUAAAACUGUUAAAAAAAUUUUAAUUAAUAAAGAUUCAAUUACUGAUAAAAAGUUUGAUUUGAGUUUAAUUGGGUAUUGUGAUGAAAUUACAGCAUAUUUAUUACAGAAAUUGGGUCAAGAUUGGUUUAUUAAACAUAAAGAUUAUUCAAUUCAUACAAAAUAUAAAAUUAAUAAUCUAGGAGAAAAAAUUAUCAAAAUUUCAAAAAAAACCACUUAA
Molecule: messenger RNA, 2508 nt
Organism: Lodderomyces jiufengensis
Lineage: Eukaryota; Fungi; Ascomycota; Pichiomycetes; Serinales; Debaryomycetaceae
Gene: SIR2
Product: Sir2p
Exons: 2
Coding region: 1-2508 (835 amino acids)
Molecular function (GO): NAD+ binding
Source: RefSeq, a predicted model, not a curated record